GCGCCCGGCCGCCCGCGGGCCCGACGCGUGCGGGAUCAAAGCGGCCGGGAAGGGGCGGCGCGGGGAGGUGUCAGGGCCCUGGAGGUGUGAGCGAGCUUCCCAGCGGACGGCCGGAGCGUGGGAGCGCAGAGUCCCGGAGUCCGCCAGAGACCUGGAGAGACGACGAGAGACUCGGGGACCCGGAGAGGAGCCUCGAAGACCCGGAGCGGCCCUGAGACAGAGACGCGGGGAGACAACUAGAGACCGGGAGACACUCAAGGGGUCGAGACUCGGGGAGACCCGGAGAGAACGUGAGAGGUCCAGAGAGGCACAGAGACGCCAGGAGACACUCAGAGACAGGGAUAAGCGGCGAGACAAAAAGGUGGAGCCCAAGGGACACAGAAAAAGAAAGCGCGCGUCAGAGAGAAUCAACAAUGAGAGGGAGGAAGAGAAAUGGAAAGAAGAGCUGGGGACCUAAGACCUCGCCCCGCCCCCGCGCAGGGCCCUGAGGCCCCCCGGGGCAGGGACCGGCGCUCCCUGUCCUUUCUCAGGGUCACCCCUGUGGAGGUGCGGGGCCGGGGGCGGAGGGGGGUGUCGAGGCAGUAGGACUCCCAGGGUGGGAGGAGGGGAGUGUGAGGAAGUACGGAAUCAGGGAAUAGAUUGCCUCAAACUCUGCGAUGCAAUCAAAGUUAAACCCAAAUAUUAAUAUUUGGUAGAAAUAUUAAACAAAGACACUUUUUAGGAACACCAUCAAAUUUAUUAUUGGAUGUUUACGGGAGAAAAAAGGAAAACUUACGUGAUGCAUUGGCCGGGAAUCGAACCCGGGCCUCCCGCGUGGCAGGCGAGAAUUCUACCACUGAACCACCAAUGCAUUCAGGGACUGAGUUUUCGUUGGCUAUACCCAAGCCUGUGAGAGGAUGCGCCGGCGGUGGCCAGAGGAGCGGUGUAGGCUGGGUGCUCAGGCAAGUGGCCUACUGGUUGACGUGGGUGGAGCGCCAGGCCAUUUUUCCUCCCUCCCGGAUCCGGCCGCCUGGCCAUAAACCUGCCCCAUAUGGCCAGGGGCGGCCCCACACCCGGGUGCGAACAGACUGGGGCCCCAAGCCUCGAGUGCAGGGUCAGUGGGAGUACAGUGACUUCCUCAAGAAAGCUGCAAUUCUGGGGCAACUCGGACUCUGGACUCUGCUGCACUUCAUCCUGAAGUUGAGUUUUGUCCUCCAAACCACUCGAAAUUCCUUCCUUUCCCCCUAAUAGCCUCCUCCCUUCAGCUGGGUCCCGUCUUAUUAUACAGUCUUACGGUCCUUAAACCAGCCGGUACCCCAUUCGCCCACAUUUCCCACACUCCCAGGCCCAGCCUGGGGUCAGUUCCGCUAUUUCCCCUCCCCCUCCCACUCCUCCCCUUUCCGGGAGACUCCUGUCCGGGCACCGCCGGGUGGGAUGCGGGUGCCGAAGGGGGCGGGGCCCGGGUCCUACCCUCCGGACCCGGGCGCCUGCGGGAUAUAAGGCUCAGGGCGAGCGGGGACCCCGUCCACACCGGGGUCCGGAGGAGCCAUGGUCACACGGGAUCGAGCCGAGAAUAGGGACGGCUCCAAGGUGAGAGGCGGGAGGGAGGGAGGGUGCAGAGGUCCCGGGACGGUUUGGAGACCCAUGCCCUGAGACCGUGGAUCAGGGAAGAGGCUGCGGACGCCAGCCUGGAGUGGGAGAGGUGCCAGGGAGACCCGAGGAGCCAGGACUGGGGAAGAAGCUGCGAAAUAUGAGGAAGGGGAGAGGACAGAGCAGGACCUAUGGGCCGCAGAAGCAGGGUUCUGGAGACUUGGGUAAUGGGGGGUCGACACUCCGCGACCUGGAGGGAGCGGGAGGGGGCCGGAGUUGGAGUAAAAUACUCCAGAGGAGGACGGAGCCAAGCAAUGAGGGUUGGGGCGGGGGAAGCGGAGAGAAUAGGCGCUCACUCCACACCGGCCAUGAAUCGGAAUCCACCCGACGGCGACGGGUUUGGUUUGGUUUGGUUUGAUUUUCCACGCGGGCAGUGAGCCAGACCUGGCCCAAGCCCUGCUGGUAGGGAAGACCCGGGGGCAUUGAUCCCUGAGGCCCGGGACUGGGUGGAAGAUUUUAGGAGAACCAGUGGAGAUGAAUGACCGCACAGACCGGUUAGAGGGGGAAGAGGAGGCGCGGCCGCGCUGGGUAUCUCCUUUUCUACUCAGGGCCGCCAGCUCUGGGUCCGGCACCGCGUGGCGCACUUGCCUGGGUGCAAAGCAGGUCCCCAGAGUUCUCCACUGAGACAGAGAGAGACUGCACAAGACGGAAACAUAGAGAUAAAAGAGGAGCAGGAGAAGGAGAGACACAGAGGGGAGGAGGGAGGACGAGACGGAGAGAGGAGAAUGCAGACGACCCGGGAGAGAGGAGGCGAGCUACAGAAACUGACCCUAGGGCCGUUGGGAGGGGGAGCGGAAGGGGAACCGCUGGGCUGGGCCCCAAGCUCCCUGGGUCUUGGGGAUGGGGAGGAGGGGGGCUCUCCCAGCGACGGGAUGCCGACGCCUUGCCACUGCGCUGAGCCUUGGUCCGGUGGACCCGCUGUCCCCUUCCCGCUGGUCGCAGAUGCUAAAGCCGCUUGUGGAGAAGCGGCGCCGGGACCGCAUCAACCGCAGCCUGGAAGAGCUGAGGCUGCUGCUGCUGGAGCGGACCCGGGACCAGAACCUCCGGAACCCGAAGCUGGAGAAGGCGGAGAUACUGGAGUUCGCCGUGGGCUACUUGAGGGAGCGCAGCCGGGUGGAGCCCCCGGGGUUCCCCCGGUCCCCAGCCCAGGACGCCGAGGCGCUCGCCAGCUGCUACUUGUCCGGCUUCCGCGAGUGCCUGCUCCGCCUGGCGGCCUUCGCGCACGAAGCCAGCCCGGCCGCCCGCGCCCAGCUCUUCUCCGCGCUGCACGGCUACCUGCGCCCCAAGCCGCCCCGGCCGGAGCCGGUCGAUCUCAGGCCCCCGGCACCGCGCCCAUCGCUGGACCCCGCCGCCCCGGCCCCUGGCCCCGCGCUGCACCAGCGCCCCCCAGUGCACCAGGGUCCCCCUAGUCCGCGCUGCGCCUGGUCCCCGUCCCCCUGCUCCCCCCACGCCGGGAAUCCCGGCGCGCCGGCGCCCCUCACCGGACUGCUGCCGCCUCCACCGCCGCCUAAUAGACAAGACGGGGCGCCCAAGGCCCCGCCGCUCCCGCCGUCCGCUUUCUGGAGACCUUGGCCCUGAGUUUUGGGGGAGUAAGGGCGGGGGCUGGGGUGGGGUAGAGACUCCAGCCCGAGGGCAGCAGAGGGACCCGGGCGUCCGGGAGAGGAGGUGUUGGGGAGGGCAGCGGGGCGCGCGGGCACAGCGUGCGGGUGAGAUUGUGGUCUAUAUUAGAGUAUCUAUAUAAAUAUAUAUUUCCCUGGUUCCUGUCCCUUUUCCCUGCCCUCCUCCUCCGUCUAGGAUUGUACCCUCUCUGACCCCGGCCCAGUCUCAGCCCCUUCCCUAAGUCCCUAGUGCAUGGAAUAAAGUGGUUAUUGAAUCCCGGUGUGUCCCCGAGCCUGGGGCCUGCCUUUAUCUCGGCGUCCACGCCCACUUUCCCUCCCUCUCUGUCCCCCAUCCCGUCUUGCUCUUCUUGGCCCAAGCUCCAGGGCAGACAGGUAAGUAGAGAGCGGAGUGGAGACUGAGGUUGCAACAGGUGGAAAAACGCUAAGAUAGGGUAGGAAGGAGAGGAGAUACAGGAGCCUUUGAGAGAAAAUCGGAUAAAAAGGAAAGGAAAACAAGCAAAAUAAAACCGACUCUGGUGGGAUUCGAACCCACAACCUUUGAAUUGCUCUUUUCGUCUCUAGAAGUCCAAUGCGCUAUCCAUUGCGCCACAGAGCCACCUAGCGAGCGGCGUCGUCCUGCGCCUUACCGG
Loxodonta africana (African savanna elephant) is the source of this 3877-nucleotide messenger RNA. RefSeq names its product hes family bHLH transcription factor 7 (gene HES7). The transcript has 4 exons. Gene Ontology annotation, biological process: regulation of neurogenesis; anterior/posterior pattern specification; regulation of transcription by RNA polymerase II. Gene Ontology annotation, molecular function: RNA polymerase II cis-regulatory region sequence-specific DNA binding; protein dimerization activity; DNA-binding transcription factor activity, RNA polymerase II-specific. NCBI's taxonomy places the organism in Eukaryota, Metazoa, Chordata, Mammalia, Proboscidea, Elephantidae. The coding region runs from base 2470 to 3207 and encodes 245 amino acids. The record is from RefSeq and is a predicted model, not a curated record. Gene Ontology annotation, cellular component: nucleus.